Molecule: messenger RNA, 978 nt
Organism: Symbiodinium necroappetens
Lineage: Eukaryota; Dinophyceae; Suessiales; Symbiodiniaceae
Source: the annotation of a GenBank genome assembly
AUGCAUCAGUUCUUGGAGUUGGACAAGAUGGUCCAGUUGACGAUUCUUGCGUACCUUGAGCUGGGCGAGCUGCUGAUCUCGACUUGCAGCAGUCGGCAGCAACGCCAGCGUCUGCAAGAUGUUCGUCAGCUGAAAAUCACGGCACCGUCCCACUGCAACGUGAAACUGCUGGGUCUUUUCCCCUCGGUCAGAACAGUCCGUGCACUGGUUGUCAGGGGCAAUCCACGUGGUGAAGGUCAUCACCCAGAACCUGAGAUCGCUGGACGGCUGCCUUUUGCGCUGACGGCGCUGCCCAAGCUGAGCCAAUUGCUUCUGUCUGACGAUGAUUCGUGGUGGCAUGGCCAGGAAAGCCCCGACUUCGUCUGGGAUGUCAUCGUUGAUCUUACGAAGAGCCUUGCAUGUGCACGCCAAAGCAUGCUGCUGCAGGGCCUGGAGUGGAUCGAGCUUUGCUGCCAUUCUUGUCCCCAAAGUGUGCUCAAUAGGCAGACUGAUCGGCUACCAGCAGGUUGCAGCUGCCGUGAGAUCGCCCGGGGUUUUCCAGUUGCUACUGUGAUCCACUUGGUGGCAAAUGGUGACCUGUGUCUGGGUCGACUGGAACUACUGAACAUUGCUUUGUCCCGCGGCGUUGAUUUAAACAGUUCUUUCCCAGGUAAUCCAGACAUCACCUUAUUCCACCAUGUCCUCACGGAAAUGACUCCCCACGACGGCUAUCCAGACAAAGAGUUCGGCGAGGAUACUGACAGGAUGUGUUGUGCUAUCAUCGAGCGCAUGGUGCGGGCUGGGCAUGCGCGUCCGGACCAGAAACUGCUGGCAGAUAUGGCUUCUGGAAAAUUUUUGGAGGACCUUUUAGAUCCGUGGACAGAGGCCUCCUUGCCUCAGUGCUUGGACUACUUUCAUGACUAUGCCGCAAGCCUACGCGCGUGGCUCACUUCAGGUCAGCAGGAACCCUUCAGAUGGAGAUACCCAAGACAAGUGUAA